UUUGAAAAUCAUUAGCAGGUGAAUUUAGCAAAUCUUUGUCACAAAAACAGAUAUCCUCUGACGACCCCUUUUUUUAAUCCUCUCUACAUGCCCCCCAUGUCAUACGCAGAAGCCGCUGCACGAGGCGCAAGCCAAAGCCCGAAAGAAGUAAGGAUUCCAGCAAACACAGCACCCCUUUAUCAAUGUCUUGAGAGCUAUUCCUCGCUAACUUUCAAAUACAGGCGUAAGGCCGCCCCCCAACCGGCUCAAAUCGAAGUCGCAGAUAUCGAAACAACAACCUCCUCUCUUGUUGAUGUCGACUCCCCUCACAUCAACACCGUCCCAUCAACCUACGAAUCCCAAUCUGUAAAAACGAAUACCCAGGCCGAGCGCCUCCAGCGCGAAGAGCGUGAAAACCCUCGUGAAGGCAAGAACAAAGAGAAAGGCAAGACGGCUGUGGGUCGAGAGAAGGAAAAGGCCAAAGGAGCUUAUGCGAAGCUGUGUGAGAAUCGGACGAAUCCAGUGCUAGUGACCAACGCAAUCCUGUUCACGGCUGCGAGUGCCGGAUUAGGGUAUGGUGCAUAUCAAAAGUAUUUGAAGGGAGUGUUGACCUGGGACACCGUUAUGUGGUGGGGCGGUGGUAUCGGAGCUGCUGGACUUUUGGAUUAUUAUGUGAGCAGGUGGUUCGUCCAGAACAAAUAUCCGCCAAAAUAACAGCCUCUUUCUUUUCACGGAGUGACGAUUCGGGAAUUUAUCGGACUCAUCCAUGUCUACCAUGACAUGACGAUGCUCCAAUAGCUUGCCAAAUAAUUUCUCCACUUCUUAGCACUUGUUGUUGUUGGAUUUGCACGUCGGAGUUGAAUGGAUAGCUCUAGGUCUAUAUCUGUAUCAAAGCUGCAUACGCAUCUGUAGUAUCUGUAUAUUUUUUAGUACGAUUGAUAGUCCGUCUAAGGAUUUCAAUCAUAUUGUAUGCUCCGGACAGAAAAGCAAAAUUAGUAUAAAUUUGAAGGGCUCCGGAGCGGUCGAGAGCGUCCCCAUUUCUUCGAAGCCUUCGAUGGUCCCCAUAUCGGGAUUUCGUUGGUCCG
Molecule: messenger RNA, 1064 nt
Organism: Coccidioides immitis RS
Lineage: Eukaryota; Fungi; Ascomycota; Eurotiomycetes; Onygenales; Onygenaceae
Exons: 4
Coding region: 88-693 (201 amino acids)
Cellular component (GO): mitochondrial outer membrane
Molecular function (GO): nascent polypeptide-associated complex binding
Source: RefSeq, a predicted model, not a curated record